Messenger RNA from Dromiciops gliroides (monito del monte), 6756 nucleotides. RefSeq names its product coiled-coil domain containing 186 (gene CCDC186). Gene Ontology annotation, biological process: vesicle cytoskeletal trafficking. Gene Ontology annotation, cellular component: trans-Golgi network. NCBI's taxonomy places the organism in Eukaryota, Metazoa, Chordata, Mammalia, Microbiotheria, Microbiotheriidae. Gene Ontology annotation, molecular function: small GTPase binding. The record is from RefSeq and is a predicted model, not a curated record.
UCCGCGGCGUCCGGCGUCGCCGCCAUCUUUGUUGAUGUGUCAGCUCCGCUGGGGUUUGGGGAAACCUGCGGCCGGUGAAGAAUAACAUUCUUGGCCUUCCUCAGCGCGCCUCCUUCCCCGUUCCGGCCUGGACUGUCCCCCCCCUCUCUCGGUUUUCCAGACCUCGCUAUGGAGAGGCUGACAACUUAGCCGAUUGCCUCACUGCCCGAUUUAUAACAAGGAAAAUCAGAAGAUCAUAAGAAAUGCAGAGUGAAUUGGUGCCAGUUAGCUUGUCAGAGGCAGAGAAUAUACCUUCUAUUUCAUCUGCAACAAAAGGCUCCACAAGCUGUUUACCUGGAGAUGAAGAGAGCAGCUUAGACAAAGAUUCUAAACUGCUUCCAUCAAAAAAAGAGAUGACUUCACUUAUGCUUCCUGAAGGUGAUCAAAUUGAAACAAAAAAGGAUUCCUCACUAGAUCAUAGUAGAGUUGGGAAUUCUUGCAACAAAGCAGACACAUAUGAGGAAAAAUCUCAGAGAAUAACUCAUUUUCCUGGUGGAGAUUUUGCAGAGCAAGUAUCAAAAACAAAUGGAACAGAACAAACACUAACAGAAAUAUUACAAGAAUUAGGGUCACCUAAGCUUACAGAAAUAUCCAAUGAAAAGACUUAUUCAGAAAGUCCAUAUGAUACAGACUGCACCAAGAAACUUAUUUCAAGAAUACAAAAUGUUUCAGCACAGGAAGAUUUGUUGGAAGAAAUAGAAUCGGAACUCUUAUCUGCAGAACUUUCAAAUGAACAUAGAGUACCCAAUGGAAUGAAAAAGGGUGAACGUGCUUUAGUUAUGUUUGAAAAAUGUGUACAAGAUAAAUAUCUGCAACAGGAGCAUACUAUAAAGAAGUUAAUUAAAGAAAACAAGAAGCAUCAGGAACUUAUUUUAGAAAUUUGUUCAGAAAAAGACAACCUAAGAGAAGAACUAAAAAAACGAACAGAAACAGAGAGACAACAUAUAAACAUAAUUAAACAGUUAGAAACAAGAAUAGAGGAACUCAAUAAAGACAUUAUUAUUUCCAAAGAAAAACUUGUAACGCAAGAUACUGCAGCCAAAAAUGCAAUUCAGCAAUUACAUAAAGAGAUGGCUUUUCGAAUGGAGCAGGCAAACAAGAAAUGUGAAGAGGCCCGCCAAGAAAAAGAAACAAUGGUGAUGAAGUACGUCAGAGGUGAAAAGGAAUCUUUAGAUCUUAGAAAAGAAAAGGAGGGACUUGAGAGAAAACUCAGAGAUGCAAAUAAAGAAAUUGAAAAACAUGUUAACAAAGUUAAACAGCUUUCUCAAGAAAAAGGAAGACUACACCAGCUCUAUGAAACAAAGGAAAGUGAUGCCACUAGAAUGGGCAGAGAAAUUGAGAAAUUAAAGGAAGAUAUCAACUCUCACGUCAUCAAAGUAAAGUGGGCACAAAACAAAUUAAAAACGGAAAUGGAUUCACACAAGGAAACCAAAGAUAAACUAAAAGAAACAACAAUAAAAUUAACUCAGGCCAAAGAAGAGGCAGAUCAAAUACGGAAAAAUUGUCAAGAAAUGAUCAAAGCAUAUCAAGAGUCAGAAGAAAUUAAAUCAAAUGAGCUAGAUGCAAAGCUCAAAGUCACAAAAGGAGAACUAGAAAAACAAAUGCAGGAAAAAUCUGAUCAGCUAGAGAUGCAUCAUGCCAAAAUAAAAGAACUAGAAGAUUUGAAGAGGACAUUUAAGGAGGGUAUGGAUGAGCUACGAACACUAAGAACAAAGGUAAUUGCAUUAGUUAAAUGAACGGUAAGAACAGAAGAUGAAUUAUCCAAAUAUAAAGAGAUUAUUAAUCGCCAAAAAGCUGAAAUUCAAAAUUUAUUGGAUAAAGUUAAAAAUUGUAGAGCAGUUACAGGACACAGCAUCAAAGGUAAACAAGAAAUUGAAAACGUAUCCGAAGAAGUAGGGAGUCUGAAUUCUUUGAUAAAUGACCUGCAAAAAGACAUUGAAGGCAGUAGAAAAAGAGAAUCUGAGCUGUUGUUAUUUACAGAAAAAUUAACUAGUAAGAAUGCCCAACUUCAAUCUGAAAUAAUUCUUUACAGUCACAAUUUUGAUAAACUCUCCUGUAGUGAAAGUCAGUUACAGAGCCAUUGUGAACACAUGAGACAGACUAAUACUGAUUUGGAAAGUAGGUUAUUAAAAGAAGAAGAACUUCGAAAGAAUGAAAGCCAAGCUUUGCAAGCUGAACUGACUUCUAGACAAAUAGAAUUAAAAGCAUUAAAUACUCAAGUAGAAGAACUGAAAGAGGAACUAGUUACCCAAAGACGUAAACAUGCUUCAAAUCUCAAGGAUCUCACCAAACAACUUCAGCAAGCACGAAGAAAAUUAGACCAAAUUGAGAAUGGUAGCUAUGAUAAAGAAGUCAGUAGUAUGGGAAGUCGCUCUAGUUCAUCAGGGUCCCUCAAUGCUCGAAGCAGUACAGAAGAUCGAUCACCAGAAAAUACUGGCUCCUCUGUGGCUGUGGAUAACUUUCCAGAAGUGGACAAGACUAUGCUGAUUGAGAGGAUAGUAAGGCUGCAGAAAGCUCAUGCCCGGAAAAAUGAGAAGAUUGAAUUUAUGGAGGAUCAUAUAAAGCAAUUGGUAGAAGAAAUUAGGAAAAAAACCAAAAUAAUUCAGAGUUAUAUCUUACGAGAAGAAGCAGGCACGCUGUCAUCAGAGGCAUCUGAUUUUAACAAGGUCCAUUUAAGUAGACGAGGAGGCAUCAUGGCAUCCUUGUAUACUUCCCAUCCUGCUGACAGUGGACUGACAUUAGAACUCUCCUUGGAGAUCAACCGAAAAUUACAGGCUGUUUUGGAGGAUACAUUACUUAAAAAUAUUACUUUGAAGGAAAAUCUACAAACACUAGGAACAGAAAUAGAACGUCUUAUUAAACACCAGCAUGAAGUAGAACAGAGGACGAAGCAAACAUAACAGAAAACUCUUGCAUAGUAAAGAGACAAAAGCUGCAGACAGAGAAGGUGCUACAGACCUCGGUGGCGUUUUGAAGUUUUUCUUAUGAUCUGUGUGUCAGUCAGUGAAAGUGUGUUUUACCUGUUCGAUACAAAUUUAAGUCAUAACUGAACUUUUGAUAUGACCCAUCCUUGCUAUUCUCUGACCAUUUGAAUGAAUUGCGUGUACUGUAAGUAGCGUAAACUUCAAGAUUUUGAUUGUUUGCACUGUGGAAAAAUAACAUCCUAUUAAUGAUGAAUUGAAAAAAAAAGAUUAUUUAAUUUGCUAAUAGUCAUAUCAGAUGCUGACGAAUACUACAAGGGCUUUCAAACACUAUUUUUCCAUCUCUCUUCCCAUUAACAUGCCUUAUAUAUGAAAGGUGAUUCAGCCUUUUAAAAAUAUGCAUGAAAAGACAGGCAUUAAAAACCAUUCAUUAAUAUGCACUUUCUUACUCUAAAAUAAGCUGAACACAAAUAACUAUAACACAUUAACUUUGAAAUUUUCAUUACGUUUAGCUAUGUAUAGUAGGAUAUGUAUUUGGUUCUGUGACUUGAUUUUAAAAUUAAUAUUUUAAGUGGAAUGGAAAAGUUAGCUAGUGAUAAUGUAUGUAAUAUCUCAAGAAAAAAGUUCAGACAUUGAUUCUUCUGUGUCUAGUUUGGUCCUUAAGCUUUUCCCACAAUUAGAUACCUUCUUUAUAGCACACAUGCAUGGUUCCUUGUAUUUAAAUGCUUCUCAUUUCCACACAUUUCUUCUGAUUGAUAGCUAAAUGGUUUCUUAGAAUUAAUUUCCAUAAAACUGAUUUCCCAUAGUGUAUCUUGAGAAAUUUUUUCAUUGACUUAAAUCCAAAUUUUAAAAUUGAAUGAGUCAUUAGAACAGUAGACUUUUUUAGAAGCUCUGAUAUACAUACAUAUGCAUCACUAAUAUAAGAAAAAAAUGUAAUAGUGUUUAGGUUCAAAUUCCAAGGGAAAAAAUAGCAUUGAUAUGUUUUGUCAAGACUGUUUUAUUUGAAUACUAUUCCUUUGCAUUGCUAAAUCCAGUUUGUAAUGUAGAUUAUAGCAUCACUUCUCAAAAAUUAUUAUAUUUUUAUUUAAAACUCACAAAUCACCUAUGUGUAACCAAAGGAUUUUUAGAGCCAAAUGCAUAUACCUAAUGAGAGAUUUUACUAUAUUUAUUUAAAAUGUGCACUUAAUUUUUAUGAGCAGUAUCAAUAGUAAUUCUUAUAUAAAUUCCAUUAGGGCAGGGACCAUUUUUUAUUUAUCUCUGUACUUUUCCCAGUGCCUAGCACAGUGCUCUGCACGUAAUAGGCGUUUAAUGUUCAGUGUUUGUUUAAUAUUUUCACUUGUCAAGAUGCUACUUAAAUUUGCCCUCAUCUCUUAGAAUUUUUAUGUGUGCAUUUGUGUACAUAUAUUUCAUUACAUUUAGAUCAUUGUUGUAAUACAAUACCUUGGCUAAUGUUCAGUGCUUGUAACUGUCAAAAUGAUUAGUUUUUAAUUUUAGUUUUUUAAAAAGGGAAAUGGAUCCCUAUAGGGUCUGGUUAUAUUUAUUGCCACUGGAAAUUUUUUUAUAUUAAGGAAAUUGAACUCUAAAAGUUGGGUCCAUUAUAGUCACAUCCCUCUAAUUUGUUUUAAAAUUCGAGUAUUAGUUUGAUAAUGUUGCAAAAAUAAAUGUGCUAAAUAGGGGUACUAUUUAAAUGUUAAAUCUCUAUGGUGUGGUUUAUAUUUUCUGUACAUUUAGUUCAUGUACUAAAUCAUACCCAACUCCCAUUCAUAAAUUCAUAAAAUUAAAUUCAAUGAAGAUUGUUUAUUUUACAUUAGCUGAGAAUUAGUAUUGGUAUACCAUAAUGUGUCUUAUUUUUCAUAUGUGUAAUUUAUCAAAGUAAAAAAUGAAUAACAUAUAGGGUAAGUGCAAUCAUAUAUUUUUUUUUCAUUCUUUUAGACCACUGACACUCCUAAUGACUACUUAAUGUAGCCAGAUUUUUACUCCUGUGCAACCAAACCAUGCUUGGCUUGUCAUAUAGAUAUAUUUAUGAGAAUACAGUUUUAGUUUUUCUCCAUAAGAAUCAAUAUUCAGGAGGCCAUAAAAUUAUAUGUCCAUUAUGUAUUAUGUAGAUAAGUUUUAAAUUUCUACAUUUAUCAGAGAUAGAAAUGAGUUAUUCCCGUAUUUAUGUCUGUAUAUGUCCCAUUUGGAGAAAUCUUUACUAGGAAGUUUGUUUUUGGAAGAAAGCCAUUAGAAAGUAUAUGUUGACCAUAUUCUUAUUUCUAAUAUAAGUGCAAGUAGAAAUCCUUUGAAGAAAAUAUUUUACUUUUUCUUUUUUAAAAUGAUAUACACUACAGCCUUAUAUAUAUCUGGGUUCAGGACUGAGCAAAACCAGGACAAACAAAACAUCCAGAUACUCCAGCUAGAUAUCUGGCUGUAUAGAACACAGUGGAUUUAUACCUUAUUCCCUGUGUAAACAAGUGCAGUAGGAUUUUUAUAGACUCCAGGAGGAAAAGACAGUCCAGAGAUCUGGAAAAAUAAUAUGUAUGCUUUUAAAAAAAAAUAAUAUUCAUUAAAGACCCAGUACAUUGGUAUCUUCAGCUAGGUGUCAGUAUUUUAGGUUCUUUGGGUAGUAGGGAAUAGUGUACAUAUGUACAAGUCAUCAUGUCUUUAAAAGUGAGCACAAAGUAUUAAAUUAUUAACAACAAUUUUCCCAUAGUAAUUCAGUUCUUAAUCAUUCAGCCAGUUAAGUUUUGAGAAUUUAAAAAUGGAAGAUUUUAGCAUCAGGGUAAAAGAAUGGGUUAGUUUUUGAAUGACUUCUAAUUAAGCAAUGUCUUUUUCAUGUGUCCUGUUUUCUGUACUGCACAAAUAUGAGGAAUAAGUUUCUAUUUCCUAAUUAGAUAAUCUUGUGCAGUUUGGGAUUUUUUUUGGUGUGUGUAUUUAUAUACAUAGGUUUGUUUAUAGGGACACAUAUGCACAAAUAUAAUUAUUUAAAUAUCUGGUGAUUUUUUUUUAAACCAUGGGUGUUUCAUUGACUAAUGAAUACAGUUCAUGCAAACAGCUUCAGGAUGUUCUAUUUUUAGAAGUUAUUUUAAGGGUAAUUGCUGUACAACUCAAUUUUGUCAAGCUGAUCAAGCCAAGGGAUUGAUAAAGAAUAACCAAAGAUACUAAUUUAGUCUUAUAUUUUCAGAAAUUCAGUUCUAAAGGACACUGUUAUAAAUAACAUGGCCCUUUGUAACAUGUUAGGGAAAUGUUAGUCCAUGUGUAUAGUUGGCUGGCCCAGUGAUGCUUUGGGGAAAUUAUUCUCUCUCUCUCUCUCUCUCUCUCUCUCUCUUUUUUUUUUUUUGAGGAAUGCUUGGUGUUAUCAAAAUAGAUUGCUGUGGUUCUACAAAUUUUUCAGCAUUACCCAGAAUUUAAUACUUACUUAUUUUUUCCUUUAAAAAACUUGAAACAUAUGGCAUUAGCUUUCUAGUAAUGUUUUUAGAUUACUAAUGCCAACUGGUGUUGCUGACAAGUGCAUCUAAUUAUGUUGAGAUAUCAUGUCAGUUUCUUAAGCAAAAAUAUUUUUUUCCUUUUACAGUAUGUUUAAAUUCUUCCUUAGUACAAAGUUUUACAUGUAAAUGUAAAGCUAGAUUUAACAAAACAAAACCUUUAGACUGUGUUAAUAUUUUAAAUACUUCAUAGCACCCUGGUGAAAAUCUUUUAUAGGUCAUCUUUUCAUUCACUGUGAUUUACUGUUCUUGCAUAUUGUCUCUGUGCGUAUUAGAGGUUUUGGUUUUUUUUUCAUCAGUAACUUUAAGAACAAAACUCUUUUGACACUGAU